GUCGCUUUCUGUCUCAAGUGUCAAGUGUCAGGUAGCCAUAUUCCCGUUUUCUAAACUCGAAACAAGUCGAAACAUUUGGUGAAUUGAACGAAUAAUAUUUGAUUUUACUUUAAAUAAACCGUGAGAACCUUUGAAAGCAAUAAUGACUGACAAAAAAGCAUACCCGGUCGCACCUCAUCCACCAACCGGCUUUGUGCCAGCGCCAGCCCAGCCCGCUACAUAUGGCGUCGCAGGCGCAUCGCCCUACGGCGUCUUCCCCAACCAGCCACAACUCUACGCGACGCAAGGGCCGCCGCCGCCCACGUACGAUCAGACCCUUACUCAUCCCAUGAUGUACCAACCGAUGUAUGGUCAAGGUUACCCCGGUGGCUACCUCACCGGAUAUCCAGCGGCCUACGGUCCACUUCAGUACUAUCCUCCCCUGGCCACGGCUGCGGCUUACUAUCCGGCAGCUGCUAUGCAACCAGCGCCCGUCAGGCCGACGAUUAUGGUGCCUAACGGAUUCGACGGCGGGAGAUUCGACGGUAUAUCUCAACAAGUGUUGCCACCACCACCACCCGGAGUAGCCGCUAACGCCGCACAGCUAGCGGCGAUGGCCGGUCACAGCGUGGCUCUGUCGCAAAAGAAAGGGUCGUUCCUCGGAGGUGGAACAGAGGGUGGUUAUACGUUCUGGUAAACGUGGGCAACGCGGGGGGGAGGGAGGGGAGGGGGGUCGGUGGGGGUGGGAAAAAAGGGAAAGGGUUGAGACGACGACGACGACGACGACGUGUUUAUCGAGGCUGAUGAAAAUAGAGGCGAGAAUAAAAUGAAGAUGACGUUGAAUGUGAUUGCGAAGAAACGGAGAACAACGGCGGCGACUACUACGACUACGACUACUACUACGACGACGACGACGACGACGACGAAUCUAUUCGCUGCGAUCCAUGUAGGCAAAUAAUAAUAUUAAUAAAAUAAAAAAAUAAAAAUGACGUUAAUUAAGUUGCGUAGCUGACAAUGAUUAACGAGAACGGGGUGAGAGAAGACGAUAUCGCGGUAGCGUCGUUAAACGACGUUGCCUCGAUUUUUCGUUAGUUAAACGAAGAACGUGUAGCGAAGUAGUCACGUGAGAGCAGCAGUGAAGAAGAUGAGGGAAGAAAAUAAAAGAAGAGUGAAAGGAAAAAGCGAAAAUAAACAAAAAAAAAAAAAAAACAAAAACAAACAAACAAACAAAUUCGAAAGCACGAACGGAAAGAAAGCGACAGUUAUCGUAGAUAUUACAACCGUUUUUGGGUAGUAGGUAGAUUAAAAGGUGAAGAAGCAGUGGGGUCGCAACGGCAGCGAGUCAGUCCCAAUUUUUUAUAGCUUAUAAAUUCGUCUUCGCUCGCUUUCUGCAGACCGCAUUGGAAAAAAAAAAAAAAACAAAAACAAAAUAAAAAUAAAAAUAAAA
Molecule: messenger RNA, 1426 nt
Organism: Athalia rosae (coleseed sawfly)
Lineage: Eukaryota; Metazoa; Arthropoda; Insecta; Hymenoptera; Athaliidae
Product: DAZ-associated protein 2-like
Exons: 5
Coding region: 143-676 (177 amino acids)
Source: RefSeq, a predicted model, not a curated record